Helianthus annuus (common sunflower) is the source of this 863-nucleotide messenger RNA. RefSeq names its product glutaredoxin. Gene Ontology annotation, cellular component: cytoplasm. The transcript has 10 exons. Gene Ontology annotation, molecular function: glutathione disulfide oxidoreductase activity. The record is from RefSeq and is a predicted model, not a curated record. Lineage: Eukaryota; Viridiplantae; Streptophyta; Magnoliopsida; Asterales; Asteraceae. Gene Ontology annotation, biological process: cellular response to oxidative stress.
ACCGGAUUGAGAUCAUUAUCUUCCAAAUUGAUUGCUUCUGUCUAUUCUUCUCUCGCUAAAUCUGUCAUAUUAAGAGAGAUGAUCCCUCUCACAUCAACAAAAAUGCUCUGGUCAAGUGAAAAUUGGACAAUGGGUUCAAAAAGUGGCUGCCUACCAGGGUCUAGGUUGCCUCUUAAACGGGUCAGAAUUGUCUUAGAAAGUGGCUGCCUACCAGGGUCUACGUUGCCUCUUAAACGGGUCAGAACUGUCUAAGAAAGUGGUUGCCUACCUGGUGUUUGAUCAGUAGGGUGUUCAAUUAACACACGACUCCAGUUGUGACUUAAACCGCAUUUCCCUAAGACUAGCAUGAAGGGAUGGAGGAAUAAAGUAAACGAUUACAACCUAUAUUUUGUACUUGGGGAUCUUUGGGAGUCUUUAAAGGAAUGGAGUGCAUAUGGAGCUGGAGUUCCUCUUGUGUUGAAUGAAAGUGAUUCAGUUGUUGAAUACAAUGUUCCUUAUUUGUCCGACAUUCAACUUUAUGUAGAUCCGACAACACCCCUAACCAAAAGAAGCAAGACUUGGUGUGGCUAUUGCAAGAGCGUGAAGAAACUGUUCUCCGAGCUUAACGUGUCCUACAAGGUUAUCGAACUGGAUGAAGAAAGUGAUGGAGGUGAAAUCCAAUCCACUCUAAAGUAGUGGACCGGUCAGAGUAUUGUUCCUAAUAUAUUCAUAGGUGGGAAGCACAUUGGUGGCUCGGAUGCUAUUAUGGAGAAGCAUCGAGCUGAAAAGCUGGUGCCGUUGCUAACCGAAGCAGGUGCCAUUGCGAAUGCCUCUGCACAGCUCUGAAGAUUGGUGUCAUGAAUAAGAUGAUUAAGUUGGAUGAG